UGUCUAUGACGCAUUACAAAAGAAAUAUCUCAAGACCCUUCUCUUUUGUAUAUGUGAGAAGGAAGGUCUAAUGAUCGAGGAGUACGCCUUCUCAUUUAGCUACCCCAACUCGAAUGGUGAGGAAGUUGUAAUGAACCUGAGUCGCACAGGGGAUACGAAGAAUAGUGCUACAUUCAAGUCAAAUGCAGAAGAAGUCACUACUGACGAGAUGAGGGAGUCUGCUUGUAAGAUGAUCAGAAUGCUGGUUUCACUUAUGAGCACCUUGUAGCGAAUUCCAGAUCAGCGUGUCACUCUAAUGAAGCUGCUAUACUAUGAUGAUGUCACACCUGAGGAUUACGAGGCUCCCUUCUUUAAGUCUUGUCUUGAUAGUGAGACCUUAGAUAUAUGGAACAUGAAUCCCUCAAAGAUCAAGAAGGGGAGUGCCAAUAGCAAGCAUAUUGUGUUAACUUUAAAGAUUAAUUCUCAGCUUGACCCAUAUAACACUGAAGAUGACAACAUCAGCUUAGAAAAUGACAUCGAGGUGAAUCUUGUUAAGAGCUUUGGACAUCUCUGUUGCAUAUCUAGGAGACCCCCAGUUUUUUACCUUGACUCUGGCGCUGGCACUCAUAUAUGUAAUAAUAAGGCUUACAUGAAGGACCUGAAGCCUAUUGAGGAAAAUAAUCGGGUUACACUUCACUCUGCUGAUGGUGGAAAGUUUACGGCAGAGGAAAUGGGAUUGAUUGCAUUCGAAAAUAUUAAUUUGAGUCAAGUAUCGUAUAUUCCAUAUCUGCCAUUCAACCUAAUCUCUGUGGGGCAACUGGAUGAGGAUGAUUUACUCAUUUCAAUUGUGGAUGGUCAGUUCCAAAUCAUUGAUUUACAGAACUGCAGAGUUGUUGGUGAGGGAUACAGGGACUCCGAAAACAAAGAUUAUGUUGUUAGAAGUAUCAGCUGGGUACAUCCAGACAGGGAAAUACAGUCCGAACAAUUUGAGGCGGAUGAAGAAGAUGAUGUUGCUGCAACUGAUCCAGAAAAGGAUGGGGAUUAUGAGAAAUGGAUCAUUGAUUCAAUGUGUGCUGCCCACCUGACUGGCAGAAAGGAUGUUCUGAAGAAGAUCAAACGUUGCGAACAAGUUUUCACUUCCCCCAAGGACAGAAUAAUGACCACUCACAGUGGGGUUUUGAGAAUUAAAAAUCUAAAAUUGCCCAAGGUUCUGUACUCUCCAGACAUCAAACAAAACCUGAUAUCAGUUGGAUCACUUGAUGGUGAAGGAUAUCGGUUUGCUUUUCACCAUGGAAAAUGUGGUAUCGUGUGUGAAGGUACAUUAAAACACUGUGGCUCUGGGACCAGAAACAAGAAGAAGAACAUGUACUAUCUCGAUGAAUUCAUCCCUGAAAAAACUCUGAACACCAACAGGAAAAGGAAAAAACGACGUUGAGCAUCUCCUGAUGCUCCAUUCAGUUCCAGGUGUGGGAGCUUCAUGGCCCUUAGAAGAAUUGUAGUAAAUGAAGUCUAGAAGAAAGGACUUCUGCAAAUUUUCUUUAGAGCUAUACCUGAACUUCUUGCGACAAAGAACUUGUCCGUUGAAAUGGUGAAAUAUUGAAUGAUUGUUUUGUGGAGGGUUGCACCAUUAUGUACUGUUGUUUCUGGACCAAGCUUCUCUUUGAAGCCUUUUGUACUUGUACGAAUUGUACUUUCUUGAGCAUUCAACUUAUCUUGGAGACUAUCCUGUUUUCGCAUUUUCUUUUUCUGUUGUUAGAUAGUUUU
Brachypodium distachyon (stiff brome) is the source of this 1743-nucleotide messenger RNA. RefSeq lists its product as uncharacterized. The record is from RefSeq and is a predicted model, not a curated record. Bases 296 to 1414 code for a protein of 372 amino acids. NCBI's taxonomy places the organism in Eukaryota, Viridiplantae, Streptophyta, Magnoliopsida, Poales, Poaceae. The transcript is spliced from 9 exons.